AUGUUUCAAACCCUAUAAAAAUUAAGGGUCAUGUGCUUUAUGUUCGCCACAACUGCCGAAAGGAAAGUCCCACCUACACCCUCCAAUGCGCCUUUCGCCUUGAAUAAUCUUUGGGACAACCCAGGAGCCAGUAAAACACAAAAGAGAUGGGGAAGAAGUGGCACCAGAGGAAAUGCCUGUGGAAGAGGACAAAGAGGACAAGGAGCCCGUUCAGGAGCAGGAGUCCCUCCCAAAUUCGAAGGAGGACAAACACCCUUGACCAGAAGACUUCCUAAAUGGGGUGCCAAACCAAGUUUGGAAAUUUAUCGAGAAGUCAACAUCUAAUCAAACAAGGAAGAAUCGAUGCCACUCAGCCUAUCCAAAUAAAGGACAUGUUGGAAUCAAGAAUUUUUAGCAAAUGCAAAUACGGAAUUGAGUGAAUUGAAUACUCCUUUAACUAUUGAAGUAUCAGAUGCUUCAAAAACCGCUAUCGAUGCAAUAAAGAAGGCGGGAGGUGAAGUCAAAGUUAUCUACUUUACACCCCUUUUAUUGAGAUAACAUUUAUUCCCAGAUAAAUAUCCAUUAGAAUUAAGACCUGCUCUCCCUCCCUCAAGAGCAGUUGAAGCUAUCCAAAGAACAGAAGAGAGAGGAGCUGUCGCCGAUUACAUCAAGCCUAAGUGGGUUAUUGAGGAUGAAAUUGAAAAGAAGAAAUUAGAGGAGAUGGCCAAACUGGAUGUAGAUACUCUCAAAGUUCAAUUGCAAGGAGCUGAAACUGUUGAGACUGUAAAGAAAGAGAAGAAGAAGAAGAAAUAAAAAUAAUAAGAAGAGAAAUAAGUUAGCACUCUGGAUUUAACAAACUUCAAAUAUCCAGUUAGCAGGGAACCUGGAUGUGGCAAAGGCAAAAUCAAACAGCGCAAACCAGUAGUGUAUAAAAAGUUAACGAUAAACUUGGAUUGAGUUAUUCAUAUAAUU
This is a messenger RNA of Paramecium tetraurelia, 951 nucleotides long. RefSeq lists its product as uncharacterized. Gene Ontology annotation, biological process: translation. Gene Ontology annotation, cellular component: mitochondrial large ribosomal subunit. Gene Ontology annotation, molecular function: structural constituent of ribosome. The record is from RefSeq and is a predicted model, not a curated record. NCBI's taxonomy places the organism in Eukaryota, Ciliophora, Oligohymenophorea, Peniculida, Parameciidae. The transcript is spliced from 5 exons.